Lingula anatina is the source of this 1577-nucleotide messenger RNA. RefSeq lists its product as uncharacterized. Lineage: Eukaryota; Metazoa; Brachiopoda; Lingulata; Lingulida; Lingulidae. The record is from RefSeq and is a predicted model, not a curated record.
UAUUUUGGGACUAACAUGUUUUGACUAAGUUUAAAGUUUACUCAAGCGCUAAGCAAGUACUAGUGCAUACCCACACUGUUGCACUCUGCGUCACCUAUGGAAUGCGUCGCAUUGUCCUCGUCCUUUGGAUCAAUAGGAAAACCACCUUUUGUAAUUCAAUAGGGCGGUGGCCAUGUUGGACAUGGAGAAGAAGAGUGGUGGAGUCGAGGAGCUUCGAUCACCUCUACAGAUUUCCCGUGCACCAGCUCCAAAUCUUAUCUGAUAAAGCAAAAAAAAACAUACUUAUCGAUCGAUUCUUUUGAAAUGAAGGUCUCGCUGAACAUAAAAGGAAUCUAAUUAAAACAAAAUGGAGAAAAUGGAGAAAGCGGCAGUGGGACUCAUCAUCGUUGCUUUGUCAGCGGGGACAUUUUUUCACGAUGUCAACGCCGUUGACAAUACAACUAGUACUGCAAUUCUGACAAACACAACCGAUGAGACAGCGUCUACGAACGCAACACUGACCACAACAGCGACAGUAGACGUAUCCUCAACCGCAGGUGAAAAUACAGCUAUAACGACAGCAACGACGACGUCAAACUCGCCGUGCCCGUCGAACACAUUUUGUAAAAACGGACAGUGUAGUCUCAACGCCGAGUCUCAAAUGCAAUGUCAGUGCUAUCAACACUUCUUUGGAACCCAGUGCACUAUUGCCGAUUUGACCACAGUGACCGACAACGUCGAUUCGAGGUCAGUGAGUUUUACAUGGCCGUCCACGCCGUCACUUUCGGGGUACUCGUUUCUAUACUACGAGACGGCCGUGACGAACGGUGACGCCCGCACGGCGCCUGUAACGGUAACCUCACGCUCAGCGACGCUGUCGGGACUGAACGCUGGGAUGGUUCUUUACGUGGUAUGUCUCGUGCCGACGUCCACAAUUACCGGGAUGACCCGCGACCAGCUAAGAUCAGACGCGUUUAGGACUGCUAAUAAAUGCGUGAAAGUGCGGACGGGAUACGAUGCGACAGACCCUUAUACUGUCUCAUUCUACGUGAUACUCAGUGUUCUUGGUGGGGUGCUGUUGCUGAUAUCUGCCCUGGGUUGUGUUGCAGCCUGCGGGAGAAGAAUGCUCGACUCCGAGAAGUCAAAAUCAUGGAAAUGGGUACAGCGUUUAUCGGCAACUUUAAAUCGGCGCAGUGGGUCAAGAUCAGGAUCCGGGAAACAAUCACAGCAGCUGGACCAAAAUGGGAAAAACCUGAGGACGUGAUCAACCAUUAAGGUCCCCUUGACCAAGGAGUUAUAACUCCUUGCCUUGACAGAGGGCAGUAUGACAUACUGGGUGUGGGGUGGAUGUGGAUCCCCCUCCCCCCCCCCUUCUCUGCACCCCCUGACAAUAAUGGCGGGUAUUUUUGAAAUAUCGUCUCAUUACUACAUGUAAAUCAUUACUGAUGCUUAGAAGCUGACAAUAAAAUGCAAUAAAGUCUAUAGAUUCAGUCGCGUUUGUGAAGAAUUGAUUGCAAAAAAAGAGCAAAAUUUAUGUGUAAAGGGAUAUCAACGCAUCGUAUGAAAUCCAUAUUUCACAAUAAAUACACAGUAACGAA